GCCUCCCAAGGCCAGUCCUCUGCGCACGCAGAAGCAGUCAGAAUCAUAACAGGCAUCGAGGAGAACAAUCGAGAACCACGAAAACAUCAGAAAGCAGCAGAUUGCGUCAUAGUAACGUUGGAGUAAAAAUUCGCGAUGUUGCUCGCACGAGUUUGUAAAGCAACAAUUUCACCCCGGGUGAGCUCUCUCUUGAAGGCACAUGGAAGUAGAGUCCAGGUAGCCAGACUCUUUGGUAAUGAGGGACGCAGCACAUUCUCGAGGACAGCACGUAACAGGACUUCUGUGGUUGAGGAGGCUGUCAAACCAGCUGGUGAAACAGCAUUCAACAUUGGAAAGGGAUUUGUUGCUGGUAGUGCAGUUUUGGGACUUGGAGCAUUGUGUUAUUAUGGAGCAGGACUGUCACCCACCACUGGAGCCAUUGACCAUGCAGCAAUAUGGCCCCAGUACGUCAAAGAUCGUAUCCACACAACCUACAUGUACUUCGGAGGUUCAGUAUUAGCAAGUGGAGCAGCAGCAGCAGCUUGUUUGAGAUCGCCCACGAUCAUGCGAAUGGUCUCCCAGGGUGGGUGGAUAGCCAUGGGGGUCAGUCUUGCUGCAAUGAUCGGAACCAGCAUCCUGACCACCAGUAUUCCCUACCAAGAGGGCUUUGGGGCCAAGCAGAUGGCCUGGCUGAUGCACUGUGGGGUCAUUGGUGCUGUUCUAGCACCACUAUCACUUCUUGGUGGAGCUCUUGUCAUCAGGGCAGCUGUCUACACUGCUGGAGUCGUCGGGGGGCUGUCUGCUGUCGCUGUCUGUGCCCCCAGUGACAAGUUCCUGAACAUGGCUGGCCCUCUGGGGAUUGGACUUGGGGUUGUCUUCGUCAGCUCACUGGGGAGCAUGUUCCUACCACCUACCACCGCCCUUGGAUCUGGAUUGUAUGCUAUCUCUCUGUAUGGAGGACUCGUUUUGUUCUCCAUGUAUCUACUUUACGAUACCCAGAAACUCAUCAAGCAAGCUGAGACACAUCCUGCUUAUGACAGACAGUAUGAUUAUGCUGGGAAUAUCGUGAGGAGCUAUGAUCCAGUUAAUAAUGCUAUGCACAUCUACAUGGACACCGUCAACAUCUUCGUUAGGAUUCUAUCAAUCUUGGCAGGUGGUGGUAACAGGCGAAAGUAAGCCCCCCUUCUUCCACACCCCCAGCAUUCUCAUGUGAUACGUCCCCCUCUGAACUAGCGUAUUAAAAUCUAUGAAACUGUAGAGCAUCUAAGAAACAAUAAAACCAUUUAUCUUAAAUUAUUAAA
Diachasma alloeum is the source of this 1280-nucleotide messenger RNA. Its product is annotated as growth hormone-inducible transmembrane protein. Lineage: Eukaryota; Metazoa; Arthropoda; Insecta; Hymenoptera; Braconidae. The coding region runs from base 136 to 1155 and encodes 339 amino acids. The record is from RefSeq and is a predicted model, not a curated record. The transcript is spliced from 5 exons. Gene Ontology annotation, cellular component: mitochondrial inner membrane.